This is a messenger RNA of Myotis davidii, 358 nucleotides long. It is a transcript of the gene WFDC11, whose product is annotated as WAP four-disulfide core domain 11. Lineage: Eukaryota; Metazoa; Chordata; Mammalia; Chiroptera; Vespertilionidae. The record is from RefSeq and is a predicted model, not a curated record. The transcript is spliced from 2 exons. The annotation marks the transcript as partial.
AGUGUAAAGAAAUUCGAUAAGCACUUCCUCUUGCUUUACAAAUCUAUUUAUAUCUCCUGAUCUCUAGCACAACUGAUAAGGAAAAAAAUUCCUGACAAUAUAUAUUCAGACAAGUAUGGUCAGCAUCAUGAAGUUCUGGAUACCUCUACUCAUGACAUUCCUGUAUAUGGUGCUACUGUCUGUGCGGGGCGAAAUUAAGGAAAGAUCAGCCUUUAAAACAAGGGAGAGAACGUUAAUUGAGGAGUGCUGGGGAGAUCCAAACAUCGAUGACUGUAACAAGAAGUGUUCUAAAACCUUUAUAUGUGUAAGGGUAAAUUACACAUGCUGCUGGACCUAUUGUGGCAACAUCUGUUGGAGA